AGACCGGCGGGCCCGGGAGGAGAGGCGCGGAGGGGAGCGGAGCUAUGCUAAACCUGGGGUACCGCUGAGGCGGGGCGGCCAGGCCGGAGGCGGGAGAUCUCCGGCUCCCGAGGCGGCAGGAGGCAUUUAGGCGCGGGGAGCGGCUCCGCAGCCACCGGGCCAAUGAACAUGUCCGUGUUGACUUUGCAGGAAUACGAAUUCGAGAAGCAGUUCAACGAGCAUGAGGCCAUCCAGUGGAUGCAGGAGAACUGGAAGAAAUCUUUUCUAUUUUCAGCACUGUACGCUGCCUUCAUAUUUGGUGGUCGGCACCUUAUGAAUAAACGAGCAAAAUUUGAACUGAGGAAACCACUAGUGCUCUGGUCCCUGAGCCUUGCUGUCUUCAGUAUAUUCGGUGCUGUUCGAACUGCUCCUUACAUGCUGUACAUUUUGAUGACCAAAGGCCUGAAGCAGUCAGUGUGUGACCAGAGUUUUUACAUUGGACCUGUCAGCAAAUUCUGGGCAUAUGCAUUUGUGCUAAGCAAAGCACCUGAACUAGGAGAUACAAUAUUCAUUAUUCUUAGAAAACAGAAGCUCAUCUUCUUACACUGGUACCAUCACAUUACUGUGUUACUUUAUUCUUGGUAUUCCUACAAGGACAUGGUGGCUGGCGGUGGCUGGUUUAUGACCAUGAACUAUGGAGUGCACGCUGUUAUGUACUCUUACUAUGCCUUGCGGGCUGCUGGCUUCAGAGUCUCACGCAAGUUUGCCAUGUUCAUCACCUUGUCGCAGAUCACCCAAAUGUUGGUUGGCUGUGUAAUCAACUACCUGGUCUUCUCCUGGAUGCAGCAUGGCCAGUGCCAUUCCCACGUGCAGAACAUCAUCUGGUCCUCUCUCAUGUACCUCAGCUACUUUGUGCUCUUCUGCCAUUUUUUCUUUGAGGCCUAUAUUGGCAAAACCACAAAAGCAAAGAAGGUUGACUAGUGGUGAGAAUGAGACAGAAGCCAUAGCUCAGGGUCAUCAAGAAAAACAAAAUUACAAGAAAAGAAAAUGGCACAAGGAAACACAUAUAUGUAUGGUGCAGCUAAAAUUUGGCAGCUUAGGGAAAGUUAGCUUGGUUUAACCCAGUAAGUUUAUGAUCCUAUCAUGGUGAGGACUCACUGCAAUUUACUCUAAUUCAAAGGACUGCUGAUGACAGACUCCUUCCUUCUUGUACCUGCCUGCUCCAGAAAAGAAAGAAGAAAAGGAGAAACAGAAAAAAAGUGAGAAGAAAAGAGAAGAAAAGCAGAAAGGAAUAAUAUUGAGGGGGAAAAAUAAAGUACAUUAAAUAAACUGUGUUUCCCUGGGAUGGAAAAGAAUUUUAUUGUGAAAAAAAGUUGCUAAAUUCUUUCUAAUAGUUUUUCAGCAUUAAACUUAAACAAAACAUUUACGUUAAUGGUAGGAUUGUGAAAUUAAAAUCUUUUCUAUAAAAGAUUUAGCCAAAAUGAAGCCCCAAGAGGAUGUCACGUACAGCUGUGUGGAAAGCGGUUGAACUCCAUUGUGGUCAUGAAUGGCAGUGAGAAGAGAUUGAGUGCUCUGCUCUGUCCUGUGCCAAGGGAGUAGAGCUGGGAGGCAGGCACCUCUCUGGGGUGCAGGAAGGAGCAGGACUUGUACAAGAGCCUAAUGUGAAAAGGAACGCUGUUGCAAUACAUAUCUCAGCAAGUGCAUUUUCCAGGUGCGCUUUUCAGCUAAAGGCAAGGAGUUUCUGCAGCAGGAUAAGACACAGAGGGUUAAAUCAACCAAUAUAUGCUAAAUUACCAGGGGCUAAUAGCAGAUGAAUGUUCAGGAAGGAGAGGGAGGCAACUCCUGAAACAUGAUUUUUAAGAACUAUCCAUCAAUCUCAAAUUAACCCACAGCAACACGGAAUGGAAUGAGGGGAAAUGAGAAGCCACUCUAGCCAGCGAGCGGUGAGCGACGCCUCUUCCCAUUGAUUCCCAAACCGUGCGUCGGGUGGAGCCGGGAGGUGAGGCGAGGGGAAGAGUGCAGGACCGGGCAGCGCUGGCUGGCUCUGUGCCUCUGCACGCACCUGCCAGGCUGGGUGAAGAUGUGCCAAGAGCCCUCCUCUGGUCACAUGGAGAUACUACUGCAAAACAUGCCUGGAAUAAGAUUUUCUUGGGAUCGGUGUAGGAAAUUAGUCUGAGCGGAGUGAUUUUGCUGCAACGGCUUAGCUCUAAUGUCCAGAGAGAAUUGUUCUUCAUUAAACAUGUAUCUCUCUCUCUGCAGAGUCGGUACUGUAACAUCAGACUGACCACUAAAGAAGACACUCUUCUUCUCCGCAGUCGGCUACAGAAAUAAGGAGAAAUGUGUUUCACUCUGAACCUUAGAGAGCUAGUUGAUAACAGCCAUAUUCUCUCAAAGAUGAAUAGAUUGCAUUAUCUGUGAUAUUCCAGUCCUUACAAAGCCAAAUAAAAUGUGUAAAAGUUCCUAGUAUUUCAAAGACGCAAGUAUGUAAACUUGAUGUUAAAUGUGUUAAUGUAGUACUCUAAAUUGUAUCAGUUAGGUAGCUUAACUAAACAAUUAGAAGAACUAGAUCAACAAAAUAGGGACUGCUGUUCUGCGUAGAAUACACACACCUAUAACUACACCCAUAUACACGUUCUGUGAAUUGUCAGCAAGAAAAAAGCCCAGCGGCAGAGAAUCACAUUUCCUGGCUAAUGCAAAAGAUUGUCAUUAUCUUUCUUGUUUUAAUUUGAGAUUGUACAGUGCAAAGGGUUUUUUUUUUUUUUUUUUAAUUCUGAUUUUUAGCUUUAAUUGUGCUGUCAUUCAUGAACCAGAGCUGCUUUAGUAUCCUGUUAAGAGAUGACAAGGGCUUUUGGUGUCUCAUUAUAUACAAGAGAAAAACAAAUAAAGUUACAUUCCAUGUUA
This is a messenger RNA of Tympanuchus pallidicinctus (lesser prairie-chicken), 2880 nucleotides long. RefSeq names its product ELOVL fatty acid elongase 6 (gene ELOVL6). Bases 163 to 960 code for a protein of 265 amino acids. The record is from RefSeq and is a predicted model, not a curated record. The transcript has 4 exons. Gene Ontology annotation, biological process: fatty acid elongation, saturated fatty acid; fatty acid elongation, polyunsaturated fatty acid; sphingolipid biosynthetic process. Gene Ontology annotation, molecular function: fatty acid elongase activity. Lineage: Eukaryota; Metazoa; Chordata; Aves; Galliformes; Phasianidae. Gene Ontology annotation, cellular component: endoplasmic reticulum; endoplasmic reticulum membrane.